AUGUUCCACACGAGAACCUACGACGUCCUUCGAGACAUGCCCAAGGCCCCUUUUCGCGGGUCCUAUACCUACAACGUGCGGCUCGAAGGAGAUGACAAUGGGGUGGUGAUGAACCUUGGGGUCAUCAUGAAAUCCGAUGAUGACGAGAGACAACUUGUCGGUAUUGAUUUGGGAUGUUCCGGAAGCCGUAUAAUGGUUGUUUACUUUCCAGCUCACGGCUAUCCCUUCGAUGAUGAUGCCCCGGCAUAUGACCUGAAUACUAGAUGGCGCCAGUUUGAGCCCGUACCGCUCAAGUACGCGUUUGUCCUGCUCGCUAAAGAGCCUGAUGAGGCCGCCCCACGACAUCCGAUGGCGCAAGAGCCUGCUAUAUAUGACUCUCCGGAGUUUCGAAGCAAGCCCUACUCCGGUCUAGUGACUUUGUUCAGGAGCAUGCGCACAUGCAAAGACGCUUAUCUAACCGAGCGCUUGGGACGGUUAUUUCACUACAACCGAGCGAUGGACCAUAUAUGUGUUACUAUACCGGCACCUUGGAACUCUUCGUUCCAACAAGUUUACCUCAACGUGCUCGCCGAAGCGUUUAACAUCCCUCGCGAGACGGUCCAUGAACGCGUUACGUUUGUCACCGAAUCGGAUGCCUGGGCUCAUUAUUUUCUUGGCCCUCUACACGGAGGAGAUGGUUAUCGUAAUGAUGCGACGAGUGAAGGAGUUGUCCUCGUUCUAUGUUUUGGUGGUCACAUGAUGAACGGCUCGGUCUUUUGGCUUGGUCCCACCAACUGGCCCAGGAAUGGACCAGAAGAAAACGGCAGCAACCGAUUUUUCCGCCUCGGAGACUCAUUCGGAGCCCCUGGUGGUGAAGAGCUACUGGUGCAGUAUCUCAUCGAAUACGUGGAUGAUGUGUUCUCCACUCAAACUGGAAGAGCGUUAUUCCCAGCAGAGAAAGCUGACGUUCAUGAUCGUUGCAAGAGGUUCGCACGAGACCUGGGCCCUCACUUAAACAAUCCCAGUGGCAGCGUACGCUUGGAGAUUUCCAACGCGGCAUACAAUCACUUCUGGGAAUGCGCGUACCGUCAUCCGCUCAAAGUUGCAGCCGAACAGUUCGCGCUUCUCAGAAGAAUCAUGCGACACCGCAAGGUUGCCGGAAGUGUGAUGGUUUCAGGAGGAGGAUUGGGGCAUGAGCUUUACAAUUUUCCUCUAUUGCUUCGCCUGCAACAACUCGCCAAAGACGCUGGUCUCCCACGGCCUCAUUUCGAGCGGGACAUCCACAAUCAUGAACAAUCGUCAGCAACUAGGGGUGCAAUUACAAUGGGUGUCGGAAUCGGCGUGCAAAUAAAGCCGCACGGUGCCUUGAACAUCAUAGCCCAAGAAUACCGUCAAUACAAGUACACCAGACUCCGAUCCGAGUUCGAACGAACCCAUUUCAGCUUACUCUGCGACCCGCCUUAUCACAUUAAGCCGGAAUAUGCUGCUUCCGAGCAGUCGCACCAAGAUCCUAAACCCAAAAGCAAGGCAGAGAGGGCCCCGAUCGGUCGAUUCCGAUCGUACGUGUUGUUUGACGACCUUCCCAAGGCUCAAAAGCGCGAUAUGUACAAGUGCGAGGUCUCCAUGGAUGGCAGUGGAAAUAACACGUUCAUGAUGGUCAAGAUCCUCCAGACAGGACAUCUACCUCAAAGGACGACACACAUAACCAACCUUCAUCUCCGCCUUCGUUUUGAUCCAGGUCCGAGGCGUGCCGGGGCCAAUAUUGAGCCAGUCAAGGUCGAUGAAGAGGGGGAAAGAAUGGGAGACAGUGAUUGA
Molecule: messenger RNA, 1794 nt
Organism: Neurospora hispaniola
Lineage: Eukaryota; Fungi; Ascomycota; Sordariomycetes; Sordariales; Sordariaceae
Exons: 8
Coding region: 1-1794 (597 amino acids)
Source: RefSeq, a predicted model, not a curated record